Messenger RNA from Paramisgurnus dabryanus, 2766 nucleotides. RefSeq lists its product as uncharacterized. NCBI's taxonomy places the organism in Eukaryota, Metazoa, Chordata, Actinopteri, Cypriniformes, Cobitidae. Gene Ontology annotation, molecular function: N,N-dimethylaniline monooxygenase activity; NADP binding; flavin adenine dinucleotide binding. The record is from RefSeq and is a predicted model, not a curated record.
UAUAUGGAAAGUAGUUUACUGAGAAAAAGAAUAAAACAACAUUAGCUUGCGCUUAGUUUAGUAAAAGCUAGAUGAUAUGCUGUAAUUUGCGUGCUAUGGAACCUUUCUUAUUCUGUAAAUGCAUACUUGUUUAUUCACUUCAAUAAAUUAUGUAUUAUUCACACUAUUCACCUAAACAAAAGCGGCCCAACUAAGUUCUGUUUCCGGUGCUGUGAUGGCCGAGUGGUUAAGGCGUUGGACUUGAAAUCCAAUGGGGUCUCCCCGCGCAGGUUCGAACCCUGCUCGCAGCGAUUUUACGUUUUGGAAAUACAAAUUUUUCUUGCUAAAAACUGUGUAAAUGUUGUCUGAUCGCAGGAACGUUAAAACACUUUUUUGCAAACUAAUAGGGAGAGGCAUUUCAUUCAAAUGAAACUAAUGAAACCAACACUGUCUGCAGGACAUAAAUAUUAAAGCGAAGUGUUAGAAAAUGCCUGUAGAUGGCGCACUGUCCACUGACAAUAAGGUGUAGUCGGUAAAAAUAACCAAAAUAUUCAGAGAGGUUGAGGUAAAUGUCCUCCUGUACAUAUGAUUUUUAUUUUCCAGGUGUAAUUAGUAGCGCUAAAACCAAAGCUAUUUUAAAUUACAUGCAUAAACAUGAAUUUAUUUAAGCUCUACCUUACAGCUCCUUGGUCAAUUUGCAAUGAAAAGGUGCCUUCAAACGCGAAGGGUUAAUAUGAUAGAGUAGCCUUCGGCGCAGUUGGACAGAUUCCAAAAUGUAUUCGAUAUGCACUUAGACAAGCAGAAAGAGAAACAGACAGAGCCUAGUGUUGGUCAUUCCAGUAACAGGUGUCAAAUUGCUAGUUUAUAUCCAUAUUCUGCCUUAGGAUGUCCGGCUUGGGGAAGCUACGCGUGGCUGUUAUAGGGGCCGGUGCUGCGGGAUUGUGCGCGGCCCGCCAUCUCCUCUCUCGCCCAGACACCUUUGCGCCACCUGUAGUGUAUGAACUCACCAAGAACAUUGGAGGAACCUGGGUCUACGAGGAAAAAGUGGGAUAUUACGACGAUGGCUUACCCAUUCACAGCAGCAUGUACAGGGACCUAAGAACCAAUAUUCCGAAGGAGGUGAUGUCUUUCCCUGAUUUUCCUUUUGCAAAGCAUCUCCCAUCUUUUGUUCAUCACACCGAAGUGAGGAAAUAUCUUGAGCAGUAUUGUCAUCAUUUUCGCUUGUGGGACCACAUAAAGUUUGGCACCAUGGUGGCCUCAGUGACUCCAGAGGAAGUAAAGGAUGGUUGGAAAGGGAUGGCUUGGAACGUCACCUCCAAUGAUGGCCUAGACAACAGCAAAUCCACAACGGAGAGAUUUGAUGCCGUAAUGGUGUGUAAUGGUCAUUUUUAUGACCCCUACAUCCCUGCUAUUCCUGGACUGGAAAAAUACAAAGGGACACUGAUGCACAGUCAUGAUUACCGAAAUGCUGAACCUUUUGUGGGAAAAUCUGUUGUCGUGCUGGGAGCUGGUCUCUCUGGGCUGGAUAUUGCAAUGGAGCUCUCCAAUGUUGAUGCUAAGGUGUUUCUCAGUCAUGGACAGCGCCCUUUGACAUGCCCCCUUCCUUCAGGAGUCCAGCAGGCUCCUCCAGUAACGUCUGUGCUAGAUGAUGGCUCUCUAGAGUUCAAAGAUGGGAAGAGGGCCAAGCCAGAGGUGUUCCUAAUGUGUACAGGCUACAACUUCACCUUUCCUUUUCUGGACGAAAAAGUGGGUGUAAGAGUCCAGGAGCACUUAGUCUGGCCACUUUACAAGUUCCUAAUACCUCCGGCCUACCCUUCACUCUUUAUAGUGGGCAUCUGCAGGGCCAUAUGCCCUUUCCCACAUUUCCACAUUCAGUCUCAGUUUGUCAUGUCAGUGUUAGAUGGUUCAUUCACCCUUCCAACACGCGAGGAGAUGGAGAAGGACAUCGAUUUGGAUAUUGCCGCCCGUCGUGCCCGUGGGAUUGCCACCCGCCAUAUCCUUAAACUGGACUCUGAGCAAUGGGCCUAUAAUGAUGAGCUUGCCCAACUGGGAGGUUUCCAACCCCUCCCUCGCUAUUGGAGCAACCUGUAUGAAUCCAACAAGGUGUUUCGUGCCCAAGACAUGCUUAAUUACAAAACCAAUAACUUCACUGUCCUUAAUAACAAAGAGUGGAUGGUGCACAAUUUGCAUGGUCAGCAGUUAGAGAAGCCUCUGGCUGUUAAAAAGCAAAUUUAAGCUGUGAUGAAAUAAUACUCUUUGUCAUUAUGGUGCUAACAGGCAUUUGCCAAUGUAGCAAGUAAUAUUAGCAUAUAACAAAUUCUUCAGUAUUGUUCUUGCUUUACAUUUUUUAAGAUGUAAAAUCACACUAUUCUAUUUUUAUAACAAAGUUUCUCAAUACAAAUAUCUAUAUGAAAUAUUGUACAAUUAUAAUCUAGGUAUUUGUAACAGGCACUCAUUAAGUGUAGAAUAAGCUAAUUUUACAAUAAAAUGUAUAAAUCCUAUAAUAAAUAAUAAACCAAGUAUUGCCGAGACUGUUUCAAUAACAGUUCCUGUUGUACUGAACUGCAUAUCAAAAAGGCACCGCUGGGAUUCGAACCCAGGAUCUCCUGUUUACUAGACAGGCGCUUUAACCAACUAAGCCACGGCGCCACGGUCGAAACCGAUGAAUUUAUGAGGUCAAGAAUGAUAUAAUCUGUUAAUUCGCCGUUGUAUUAUAUGUUUUGAAAUUAUUCUACAUGGUUCUGAAUUUAAUAUUAAUCGUUGUUUUUAGACAGGUCGCCUAUCCUG